This is a messenger RNA of Haplochromis burtoni (Burton's mouthbrooder), 1435 nucleotides long. RefSeq names its product E3 ubiquitin-protein ligase NEURL3-like. NCBI's taxonomy places the organism in Eukaryota, Metazoa, Chordata, Actinopteri, Cichliformes, Cichlidae. The coding region runs from base 53 to 937 and encodes 294 amino acids. The record is from RefSeq and is a predicted model, not a curated record. Gene Ontology annotation, molecular function: ubiquitin protein ligase activity. The transcript is spliced from 4 exons.
CACACUAUCAUCCAUCAGGACUCAGCUGACAAGUAUUAUUUACAACUUCAAAAUGCCAUGGUCACGCUCUAUGAGGAUUUUUAAAUUUGGCAAGUCAGAGGUGUCACACAGAUGCAGCUCACGCUGUGUCAGUCCUCUGACCUUCGACAGUCAGGCUGUGGGAGAAAAGGUCCGCUUGAGUCAUGGAGGUCGACUCGCAGAGAAGACUGAUAACACCUUCAAGAAUGGGCUGGUGUUCAGCAACCGUCCAGUGAAGAUCCAGGAGAAGAUUUGUCUGAGAAUAGAGAAGGAUUCAUCCAUCUGGGACGGGGCUCUGCGUGUGGGCUUUACCACUGUGCCACCCUCAACCAGAUCUCUGCCUCUGCCCAGCAUGUCCAUCCCCAACCUCAAUGACAAGUCCGCACACUGGGCUGUUCCAUUGGAUGAAUCUGUCUGCCAAGCAGGUUCAGAGCUGGAGUUUUGGGUUUCUUCUCAUGGCAGCAUAUACAUAGGUGUCAACAACGAGGAGUACGAGCGACCAACAGGAGUGGACACUAAACAGCCGCUGUGGGCCAUGAUAGACAUCUACGGACAGACACGUUCCAUUUUGCUGCUGGACUCCAAGAAAAACAAAAAGCUGCUUUACCGUAGAAGAUCCUGUCCUGCACCUGAACCGCUCGCCUCACCUGAUCCUGACAGUCACUUUCGUUCAGUUCCUGAUGUUUCAGACUUCAGACGUGAGGACUGCAUCUCCUGUCUUGACACAAAAAUGCCAGAAGAUAACGUCUGUGUGGUGUGCAUGGCGAAAGAGGCCAGAAUCACACUGCCUUGUGGCCACCGAUGUUUAUGUAAAGACUGCAACUUCAGAGUCUGUGAGCAGUUUGGCACCUGUCCGCUGUGUCGACACACGAUCAGCGCUCCAUCAGUGGGGGAGCGGUGGUUUAUAGAGGUCAACUGAUCUCUGAGACAACAGCCUGGAAUUGUGACAGAAGAAUAGCAGCAAGAGUGAAAAGGAACGUUUACAAGAUGGUAGUGAAGGUCUGCUGAUGUGGGGAUGGUGGCACAGACCAACAGACAGGAGGCCAAGUGUUGGCAGUAUUGAAGAUGCUAAGAAUGUCUCCGUUAGUGACCAUACGGGAUAGGACUAGAAAUGAGUACAUUUAGAGGACAGCUCAGAUUGAGUGGUUUGGAGACAAAGUUAAAAAAGCAAGGCUAAGAUGGUUUGUACUUAUGCAGAAGAGUGAUGGUGAAUAAACUGGACAAAGGAUGUUGAAGAUGGAGCUGUUAGACAGGAGGAAGAAAGCAAGACAGAAAAGGAUGAUAGGAUGAUCCACUGUGCCGACCCUGGAAGGGAACAACCAGAAGAAGAAGAAGAGGAAGAAAGAAACUUUACUAAAAGGUUGAUGACACUGAACUGAAAUAUUUCUAAAUUGAAAUCAUUGAAAUAGUACAUCUC